Molecule: messenger RNA, 1899 nt
Organism: Microstroma glucosiphilum
Lineage: Eukaryota; Fungi; Basidiomycota; Exobasidiomycetes; Microstromatales; Microstromataceae
Exons: 1
Coding region: 254-1678 (474 amino acids)
Source: RefSeq, a predicted model, not a curated record
CUGUUGCGAGGAGCUUUCGUCUGUAUAUCAGUCUCCUUUCGCUCCGGCUAGUCAGUCUGCCUUCUUCAGCUCGCAUUGAUGGCGAAGAACGGACAAAGUAUGUCUUGAGUGUUGCUGCAUCCGGGCAGACUAUAGACUGAGAUAUACAGUUGCUUCAGGCUCGAGUCAUUGCUGCCUCCCAGCUGUUGCCCCUUUGCCUGUUGCCCUAGCAUUCCCGCGCGCGCGACUUCUGUAGCGAGAAGGUUGUCUGAGUAUGCCGACACGUUCCACGAUUCCUACCAGACGAUUCAAUGCCACCAAGCUUCAGUUGCGCUCGACCUCACUACCUCGAUUCACGCAACAAGGGGAUUUGCGACUCUGUAGAGCUGCAAACAUGAGAGAGGAUGGGGAUAUGGCCACGAUCGAUCCAUCCAGAACAGAACACGGCGGCUUGACUCUUCCACAGGAGCUCAUCGAGAAGAUUGUGUACUUUGCCUGCAGGCACCCAGCAGGCACUUCUCCGGCUCCCCACAUCGAUUACCGAGCUGUCCUUGCCAUCAGUCUGGUCUCAAAGAGGUUGAACGAGUAUGCUGCCUCAUGCCUCUAUACCCACGUCAGACUCCACAAGCCCUCCGACUUGCUCCUCUAUGCCCAAACGAUGUCCUCACGACCUGCUUUGGGCAGGCUGACAGAAUCACUGUGGAUAGGAGAAUGCCCUGAAACAUCGGUUGCAACGUCAUGGUGGCCUCUCAACGAGCAAAGGAAGGGAUUCAGGUCGUCUAUCACGAAGCUCAGUGAGCUACCUCGCGGUAUGUCGGCGGGUAUGUUUUGGCCAUUAAAGCAAUCCGACGAUGACGCUCUUUGGCUGAACAACGAUGUUGCAAAAGUCGUUCAGCAAGCAUGUCAAAGCGUUGGUCCACCGGGUCCAGCUGUAGGCAUCGACUUGAGCAGUCGAAGCUAUAAGUCCUUUGGGGGGCUGAUUCUUUCCCCCGACGAGUGGUAUCUCCGCCUCUUGGAGGUGCAGCAGACGCUGGACGAUCACUUCAGGCAGCAGCGUAUGAACGAAGACUGCACCACGCUGAUGCAAGUCGACCAAGACUUGGAGAUUAUUCCUGACAGCAUGGGCCCUCUUGGUCGUAGGCUUCGAACUGUGAGCAGAAAUUCAGGUUCGGCGGGCAGCAGACACCGUAGUCUUCGAGAGGACGAAGCUUUCGAUGAUUUUGAUCACCCGAUGAUCUACUUUCGGUCUGGAGCUGCCAAGCUACUGACCAUCGACGGCCCGCUGUUCACCCAUGCACGUCUGCUAACGGACAUCACUAUCGAAGGCGGCGGUCACACGGACUCUCUAGACGUCUUCUCGACCCGCGAAAGACAUGCAAGAGUAUGUAACGCCAGCUUCGAAGAUACGCAAGCAGCUGACCCUACGAUCGGUAGCUUGCUCGCGACAACGAGAGCAGUUCUUGCUUCGACGCCUUAUCUCACAUCGCUCGGGGUCACAAGCUAUCUGGAGAGAGCGGUUGUUGGCCAAAGACCCACAGCCGCGCCGGACUGCCUUCGCAUUCUGUCACUGGGUCCGCCGACGUGCUACUGGAAUAAGGUCUCGUGUUUCAGUGUGGCAGGCGAAUUUAGGGCUCUGGAAACAUUGCAUGUCUCAGGUGAAGUCUCGUCAGAGAGAACUCUGUGCAAUGUGCCAAGCUGAUGUCGAUCUUGCCGCCUUCGUUUCCGGACAGGAAGUACGCUCUACUUAGGCGAAGCCAGGAGCAUUGCUGGCUGGCGUGGCGAGCUACCUUCUUUGAGGAGAGUGGAGUGGAGGCCGUGGUCUCCUGACACGUAUUGGAUACCAGACGACGAUUACGCCGAGGUGGCUGAGACGAUGGAUUUGAGCGAGUGAGUGCAGCAAGUUUUGCUGCUCAAGCAAGC